Molecule: messenger RNA, 2903 nt
Organism: Dromiciops gliroides (monito del monte)
Lineage: Eukaryota; Metazoa; Chordata; Mammalia; Microbiotheria; Microbiotheriidae
Gene: BIRC7
Product: baculoviral IAP repeat containing 7
Biological process (GO): positive regulation of protein ubiquitination; negative regulation of apoptotic process; regulation of cell cycle
Cellular component (GO): cytoplasm; nucleus
Molecular function (GO): ubiquitin protein ligase activity; cysteine-type endopeptidase inhibitor activity involved in apoptotic process
Source: RefSeq, a predicted model, not a curated record
CCUGCCCGGGCAGCCUCUCCCUAGCGACAGCAGGCUCGCAGAGCUAAAGCAAAACAGCAAUGGAGGACGAGGAAGAAGAGAAAGGCUGAGGCGGCAGCGGCAGGAGCCUCAAGAUGGGGAUGGACGGAGGAAGCGCUGACUCCAAUGGCGGCAGCGGCGGCGGGGACGAAGCUGUGCGGACGUCAACGCCUGCGCGGGGCAGGCCGGGAAACCAUCCGGCCCCGGCCGGGAAGGAGGUGGGGGGGGCAGGGGGGAGCGGUAAGGAAAGGAGGAUGGGAGAGAACCGACUGGCGGCCCGCUACGUGCCGCGCGCUUGCGCGCUGAAGCCUCGACGGGACUUCAACUCACUACUUGGGAUUUUCCUCCAGCUUGGCUUGGGAGGAGGUGGAGGGACGGAAACCAGGAAGUCACAUGGGGGGGGGGCGGUAUUUGAGGCUGUUGCUACCGGGGUGAGGUGAGUUGCAGGUACUGGACUCCUAUGCCCGCUGUGUGUCUACGGUCUAGAAACCACCGAACUCAAGCCCUCCUCCUUUCUGAAGAUUCUUCUGAUUCUAUUCAUGAUAUCUUGAGAAGUUGGUUCUGCAAGGUCUCCUAAACCCACUGGAUCAUUUAGCAAAAUGAGGGGACUGAGACCCAGAGAAAGUGACUUGAUCAAGCUCAUCCAGCUAGUUUAUGAUGCGCCCACAACUAAGACCCAGAUCUCCCGCGUUCCAGUCUACUGUUCAUUCAGUUGUACUUGGUGGUGGUGUUCUUUUUAUUGAAGAGGACCAAAGACAUCAUGGAUGAUGGCAAAUUAGACUUAAGUGAGGCAGAAUUGCACAAAGUGCUCAACCUCACUCCCUCAUCUAGUCAUCGAAGUCCAGUGGCAAAACAAAAGUCAAGUUGCCCAGGAUGCAGUAGGUGACUGAUAGCUUCAGUGUCCGAAGCUCUAAGCACCCCACAGCACCUUCUUCUGCAGCCUUCAUAAAAGCUGUUGGAACAAAUUGUUCUUAUCCGCCCAUUCUAAUAGGAAAUCUUCAUGUUUGAAGGUUUGAAGCCUGUUGGUUACCCUCAUCCUGGUUUAGCUCAUCUGCCUAGAGGGUUUCACGGGAGCAUGGCCUCAGAACAUGCUAAGGCCACCUAGAGCCACAGCAAUCCUCCCCGGCACUUUGGUGCUGAGAUAUCUACCUCUUUUGGAGCUGCUGUCAUACCAGGGAAGGCUCUGGCUGUGAGCCCUAUGACCUCUGGGAGUGACCACUGUCAGAGCAUGUGAAGUGAAAUCCCUGACCCAGUGCUUUCCAGAAGGCUAAGCCAGCAGAUUUGGAAUAGGUCAGAGCAGGCUUCCUCCCCUUUCCCUUCCCCCACACUGGCCCAAGGCCGGCAUCCAGACAGGCAUGAUAGAAAUGCCAGUUUUCAUUCCGAGUUUUUUGGAAGGGAAGCCAACACAGCUCUGGGGGAGACAGGGAAACCCAAGUGUGCAAGUGGUUGAGCCCAGAAUGGGCAGCGAGGCAAGCCGAAGAAAGACAUUCCAAGACUGGCCUCCUGAGGGCCCUGUCUCUCCCCAGGACCUGGCCAGAGCUGGCUUCUUCUAUGUAGGCCCUCAGGACAGGGUUCAAUGUUUCUGCUGUGGUGGGAUGAGGACAACUGGAAUGGCUGGAGAUAGCCCCAUCCUAGAACACCAGAGGCUUUUCCCCAAGUGCCAGUUUGCUCUCAGCAAGCAGACUGGCCAUGUCCAUAACCAGGACACUUCUGACAGUGUGGACGGGCAAAUCUUGAGUCAGCUGCAAAGAAUAUCGGAGGAAGAAGAAGGGGAAGGGAAUGAGUCUACACUGACUGCCAGGCCCGCCUAUCCAGAUAUGGGUGUAGAACAGAUCCGACUGGCCUCAUUUACAACUGGGCCAUCAGCUGCAAUGGUGUGUCCUCAACAACUGGCCAGAGCUGGCUUCUUCUACACAGGCCAGCAUGACCAUGUGAAGUGUUACUACUGUGAUGGGGGCCUGAGGAACUGGGAUCGAGGGGAUGACCCUUGGAGAGAACACGCCAAGUGGUUCCCUAGAUGUGAAUUUCUGCUUCAAUCCAGAGGCAGGGCCUAUGUCAACAGCAUCCAAGUUGCCAGCCUGUUAGACUCCUGGGGCCAUGGAGAAGAUUCAGGAGAGGAAGAUUCCACUUCUUCUACCCCAGGUAGCCCAGGAAGCCGGGCUUGGCUAGCUUGGCCAGCUUGGCGACAAUCCACAGUGGUAAAAAGUGUGCUGCAGAUGGGGUUUGAGCAGAGCAUGGUGGAGAGGUUGGUUCUGAGUAAAUACAGGCUGGCAACACCAGCCAGCACAUCAGUGUCUCAGCUGGUCUCUGAUCUAAUCCAAGAGGAAGAGAGGAAUGCAACAGAGACCAGAGCACCUGCUCCGAUGGCACCUGAGCCAACUGCACAGAGAGAAGGCCAACCUGAACAGAUCACAGAGACAGGAUCUCUGAGCACAGAACAGCAGUUGCAGCAGCUAAAGGAGGAGCGGACGUGCAAAGUGUGCAUGUAUCAAGUGGUGUCCAUCGUCUUUGUUCCCUGUGGCCACCUGGUCUGUUCAGAGUGUGCCCCAAACUUGCAGCAGUGCCCCAUAUGCCGAGCCGUGAUCCACGGGAGCGUCAGGACUUUCCUGUCCUAACCAAGCUCUGGCAGUCUAAGCCUUGCUGGGGAACUGCUGAGUUCGGGAAACCAAUACUGAUUUUGGAGCCCUGAAGACAUCGGGGUAAUGAUGGGACUGGUGACCCUGUCUUCUGAGCCUCUUACCCAGAUGAAGGAGCAAGUGAAGUCCCAGUUUCUGACCUCAGCAUAGGAGCCAGAGCUGCAACUUCAAGCAAGGUUAAGCUUAGCUGGGAAGUAAUUAGGAUCAAAGGAUCGGGAAAUAGCCUGUAUCUAAAACUGUACAUGCAAU